ACCCUGAUAUUUAAGCAAAUGUUUUAAUAACUCUUCCUGUGUGGCAUUGAAAAAAGCUCUCACUAGUGAUUAACCCCAUUACCAUGACCCUGCGUGGAUUGGGAGCAUGUCACUGGUCCCUCCCCCCCCAAAGCGCAGACCGUAAUCCCAGAUAAUCUCUGCAUCCUUUGAACACUGCAGUCAUGGCUGCACUGAAGAAAAAUGUACUGUCUCGCGAGCGCGUGACCGUCUCAGAAAGAAACACUUUCACUAAACAAAGAGAGCAAAAGCUAAAAAUGAGGCCUGUUCUGUUGCAACCGGACCACUCACCUCCUCAAAUUCAUCAACAGCUCAACGCGAUGCAUCUGCAUCAGCGCUUGAGAUACCUUAAGAAGAGAGAGUUGACAGCCCAACAAAACAACAGGCUGCUGCUGCGACAGUUCGAGGAAGCCCAGGACACAGUAAUAGAGAUGUUGACCCAGACUGCUGCCAUGAAAACUAUUCGGACGGAGUAUGAACGGUACCUGGAGGAGAGCGCCCCCCGCUGGCAGCAGCAACUGAAGGAGAAAACACAGGUUGCUCAGACGAAGAAGAUGGGGGAGCAUUUGAGGCCAUGUGUAAAGAACACAGAGGAACGAGAGACCGCAUCCUCUGCAGAGCCACCUCUAUUGCCACAAGGCUCCACCACAAUGACACAACAUAUUACAGCUCCCCCAGAGCACUACAGUCCAAACUGCCACUUGGACUACAACCAAGAUGGCUCCCCUCAUCUCUGCUACGCAAAGUCUUCUUGGCAGAACCGCCUUCAAUCCCAGACGGACAGAUUUCCCAUCAGGGGGCCUCAUCAACCUCGGGGUUCCUCUUGUGUUCCUCCAGCUUUCCUCCCACCACACAUCUUCCCACAUCAUCACUCAUUGCAGCACAACCUCCCCAGCUCCUCACCCGGUGAUGGACACCCCGGACCCGGACCAAAUCCACCGGGCUCGGUGGCCCUGCAGCCCGAGUACCUCAGGUCCUGGGUCGCCGGUCCGGCUGGGACCCCCUCUGCCCGUGACGCUUUGUGGAGUCAGCUCUGCACGGAGCAGACUCCCCCUGAGAUGGGGAUGGCACAGGCGGUGGGGGAGGAAUGUGACCCGAGCCGGGCCCCAAGCUCAAAGACAGAGACAAGUGGCGGAGGCAGGAGCAGUCAUUUAUCCCAGGAGCUGGACAGCAAACCAGUUCGUCUGUCUGGUAGCCUUAUGGAAAGCAGUGAAAGCAGCAGGGAGCCGAGCCGGGCGAGCAUGAAGAAGAGAAAGAAGAGAAGAUCCCAUUGUUCCUUCUCAGGCUCUCAGGAGUCGUCUAGGGGUUCCAGUGCCAUUGCUGCAGUCAAAGUGGUCCAAAGCCCAGAGAGUGAUGCCUCAUCGGAGAAAGGAAGAAGCAGCACAAGAAAGGCAACGAGGAGAAGUGGGGGGCUUGCUGUUGGAUCACCAAGAGCUGAGAAGGUGAAGGGAAGCAAGGGAGCCGACCCCAGGAGUCACAAAGAGGAGAGCCGGCCUACCAGUGAGGAGAUGCGGAGUCCAAUGGAGGAAUCUAGAGGGGAAAACACAGCGAAUACGAAUCCUGACGACAAAGCAGAAAGUUGUGGAGAGGAGUCUGCAUCCCAGAAGGAGGAAUCAGAAAGUGUAAGUAUGAACAUUGAAGACAGAGAGGAACCAGAAAAGCACGAGAGCAGCAGCUCGGAACAAAACAAGGGCGACGAAGAUGGAGACGAAGAUGAUGGUGCUGUUGAAGAAAAAGAGAACGGUCAGACAGAUCAAGAGCAAGAGAAGAGCAAUGAGGAUCACGGGGCUUCUGGGAGAAAGAAUGCAACGGAGGAGGAUGAAGAGCAGGAAUCAGAGGAUGAGGAGCCAGUGGAUGAGGAGCAGGAGUCAGAGGAUGAAGAGUUGGGCGAGGAUGAGAGUGACGGAGGGGAGGAGUCAGACGAAGAGGAACACGGAGACGCAGCAGGAGAAAAAGAGGGGAAAAGUGACUCAGACGACAGUAUCAUCUUGCCACAGGACAAGUCGAGUAAGAUGCACGUUAUUCACGAGGAGGGAAGUGAGGACGAGGAAGAAGAGGGGAGUAGAAUGGGAUCCUCUGGAGAUGAUGUUGAGAAUCUACUUGCUCCUCAACAACAACCAGAGAAAAAAGAAAAGGACCUGACAGCUGAUGAGCAACCUAAAGCUAUGUGUGACAACGUGGCCAUUUUUCAAGUGGAGCCGAACAAAUCAACUAAGUCCGAAAACGCAAGUGACUCCGACGAGUUUGACAACUUUUUUGCUUGAAUGCGCUCAUCUCAACCUUCAAAUUGCUACCUCAUAGUUUAGU
Messenger RNA from Pungitius pungitius (ninespine stickleback), 2325 nucleotides. RefSeq names its product ABC transporter F family member 4-like. The record is from RefSeq and is a predicted model, not a curated record. Lineage: Eukaryota; Metazoa; Chordata; Actinopteri; Perciformes; Gasterosteidae. The coding region runs from base 183 to 2282 and encodes 699 amino acids. The transcript has 12 exons.